This is a messenger RNA of Plectropomus leopardus (leopard coralgrouper), 1534 nucleotides long. It is a transcript of the gene mapk14b, whose product is annotated as mitogen-activated protein kinase 14b. Gene Ontology annotation, biological process: protein phosphorylation. Gene Ontology annotation, molecular function: MAP kinase activity; ATP binding. NCBI's taxonomy places the organism in Eukaryota, Metazoa, Chordata, Actinopteri, Perciformes, Serranidae. The record is from RefSeq and is a predicted model, not a curated record.
CGAGAGAGCAGUGCGAAAAAUUCAGCGAAAGCUAGUCCAGACUGCUUCCUGACCCGUUUGUAGAGGAAGUUGUCUCCAAGCGCCCCGACGUGCACGGAGAGUUGGGGAUUUUUCAUUUUUGCACAACAAUUUGCACGACUGGGCGGCCGAAGUUUCUUUGUGUCAGACGUCCUCCUAAGUGUUUAGUUUUAUCAGGGAGCAGCACCACACCACGUCGUGCCUCACGGGGAGGAGAGGAGAGAGGGCAGAAGUUUCCGCUGGCUUGUUUUGUCGCUGCGCGGCUGGUAAAUCCGCAGGAAUGUCGCAGAAGGAGAGACCCACUUUCUACCGACAGGACCUCAACAAAACCAUGUGGGAGGUCCCGGAGCGGUACCAGAAUCUGUCUCCAGUCGGCUCCGGCGCUUACGGAUCCGUAUGUUCGGCGUAUGAUGACAAAUCCGGCCUGAAGAUAGCGGUGAAGAAGUUGUCCAGACCUUUUCAGUCAAUCAUCCACGCAAAGAGAACCUACAGAGAGCUGCGACUGCUCAAACACAUGAAGCACGAGAAUGUGAUUGGUCUAUUAGAUGUUUUCACGCCAGCAACAAGUUUAGAGGAGUUCAAUGAUGUGUAUUUGGUGACCCAUUUGAUGGGUGCAGACCUCAACAACAUAGUCAAGUGUCAAAAGUUGACCGAUGACCACGUCCAGUUCCUCAUCUACCAGAUCCUCAGAGGCUUAAAGUACAUCCAUUCUGCAGAUAUCAUCCACAGAGACUUGAAGCCCAGUAAUCUGGCUGUGAAUGAAGACUGUGAGCUCAAGAUCCUGGACUUUGGUUUGGCGCGGCAUACAGAUGAUGAGAUGACGGGUUACGUAGCCACACGGUGGUACCGAGCCCCAGAAAUCAUGCUCAACUGGAUGCACUACAACAUGACAGUGGAUAUCUGGUCGGUGGGCUGCAUCAUGGCUGAACUACUUACUGGACAGACGCUCUUCCCUGGCACAGACCAUAUAAACCAGCUGCAGCAGAUAAUGCGCCUGACGGGAACGCCUCCGGCCUCCCUCAUAAGCAGGAUGCCCAGCCACGAGGCGAGGAACUACAUUAACUCACUUGCCCACAUGCCCAAGAGGAACUUUGCUGAUGUGUUUGUUGGUGCCAACCCUCUUGCGGUGGACUUGCUGGAGAAAAUGCUGGUGCUAGACACAGACAAACGGAUUACGGCAUCUGAGGCCCUGGCCCACCCGUACUUUUCCCAGUACCACGAUCCAGACGACGAGCCCGAAGCGGAGCCUUAUGACCAGAGCUUUGAAAGCCGCGAGCUGGAAAUUGAAGAAUGGAAGAGGUUAACCUACGAGGAGGUACUCAGCUUUGAGCCGCCGUCAUUUGAUGGAGAUGAAUUGGGGUCCGGGCAUUCACAGCCUUGGUGUUAUGUCUCUGCUUUGGGUUUCUUUUUUGGCAUGCUGUUCAGCGUAAAGUUGGGGCGGUGCAGAGGCGGUGGACUUGCUGGAGAAAAUGCUGUGUCUAGCACCAGCAUUUUCUCCAGCAAGUCCACCGCUUGA